Molecule: messenger RNA, 1686 nt
Organism: Erigeron canadensis
Lineage: Eukaryota; Viridiplantae; Streptophyta; Magnoliopsida; Asterales; Asteraceae
Product: magnesium transporter MRS2-1-like
Exons: 6
Coding region: 198-1541 (447 amino acids)
Biological process (GO): magnesium ion transport; transmembrane transport
Cellular component (GO): membrane
Molecular function (GO): magnesium ion transmembrane transporter activity
Source: RefSeq, a predicted model, not a curated record
CCUAUACAUACACAAACCUCACUGUAUAUAUCUAUCUUAUCAAUAUAUAUAUAUAUCAAUUAAUAAUAAGCAAGCGGUAAAUAAAAAUACCUUCUCUGGAUACUUCUGAACACCUCAUUCAUUAUAUAAUUAUUACUUCAUUCAUUCACAAAAUAUAAAUUUCAUUUAUUUCAAUUCAAUUCAUUACAUGCAUCUGUAUGGCAGACCUAAAAGAGCGGCUGCUCCCACCAAAACCUGCAUCAGCCACAAACCUCAGAGAUGCAUCACAUAGGCCGUCUGCAUCUGGACGUCAGCCAUUUCAAGGGGUGGAUGUUUUAGGUCUCAAAAAGCGAGGCCAAGGUUUGCGUUCAUGGAUCCGAGUUGAUGCUGCAACAGGGGAAUCCCAAGUUAUUGAGGUUGACAAGUUUACGAUAAUGCGUCGUUGUGAUCUCCCUGCACGGGAUCUUCGGUUGCUUGAUCCGUUGUUUGUGUAUCCGUCAACAAUUCUGGGAAGAGAGAAGGCUAUUGUUGUAAAUUUGGAGCAAAUUCGGUGUAUUAUUACAGCUGAUGAGGUUCUGCUUUUGAAUUCCCUUGAUAGCUACGUGUUGCAAUAUGUCGUGGAACUUCAAAGACGGUUGAGAGCUGCAGGGGUUGGUGAGGUAUGGCAGUCCGAAGGGUCGGAGUUGAAUAGACGUAUGGGAAAUGAUAGAUUCGUUGGGGAUAUGUUUAGGAACACGUCACCUGACUAUUUGCCGUUUGAGUUCAGGGCUCUAGAAGUUGCGCUAGAGGCUGCUUGUACAUUUCUGGAUACUCAGGCAGCAGAAUUAGAAAUUGAAGCGUAUCCAUUGCUAGAUGAACUUACUUCAAAGAUCAGUACUUUGAACUUGGAACGUGUUCGUAGGCUGAAAAGCAGACUUGUUGCAUUAACUCGAAGGGUUCAGAAGGUACGAGAUGAAAUAGAGCAAUUAAUGGAUGAUGACGGAGAUAUGGCUGAAAUGUACCUCACUGAGAAGAAAACCCGGAUGGAUUCACUAUUUGAUGGCGCGGAACAAUCUCUGAUGGGAUACAGGUCAAACGAUGGUGCACAAUCCAUUUCUGCCCCAGUUUCUCCAGUUUCAUCACAUCCAGAAAGUCGAAGGCUUGAAAAAACUUUCAGUAUUGCAAGAAGUAGGCACGAUAGCAUGAGGAGUUCAGAAAGUGCAAACAAAAACAUUGAAGAACUGGAGAUGCUGUUGGAGGCUUAUUUUGUUGUCAUUGAUAGCAGUCUCAAUAAAUUAACAUCACUGAAGGAAUACAUCGAUGACACUGAAGACUUCAUCAACAUCCAACUGGAUAAUGUCCGGAACCAACUUAUACAGUUUGAGUUGAUACUAACUACCGCAACGUUUGUUGUUGCCAUCUUUGGAGUGGUGGCAGGCAUAUUUGGAAUGAAUUUUAUGAUUCCGUUGUUUGAUAAUACGUCGGCAUUUACGUGGGUGCUGGUGAUCACCGGGAUUACGGGGGCCAUCAUUUUCAGUUCAUUUUUGUGGUUUUUCAGAUAUAAAAGGCUCAUGCCAUUGUAGAUGCUUUAUUGAAUGGAUUGUUCAAGUGUAAUUGUUAUCACAAUCAAAAGGCUUCAAUAUUUUUGAAGUUAAACUGAAGCUCUCUUGUAAAGAAAAUUCGGCUCGAUGAGCUUGCAAAUCAAUUUAUACAUGACCUUUUUUGGUA